Syzygium oleosum is the source of this 2294-nucleotide messenger RNA. Its product is annotated as BTB/POZ domain-containing protein At2g24240-like. The transcript has a single exon. The coding region runs from base 644 to 1975 and encodes 443 amino acids. Gene Ontology annotation, biological process: protein homooligomerization. The record is from RefSeq and is a predicted model, not a curated record. Gene Ontology annotation, molecular function: protein binding. Lineage: Eukaryota; Viridiplantae; Streptophyta; Magnoliopsida; Myrtales; Myrtaceae.
CCGACAAGCUCCUUUGCGAAACAGAGAGAGAGACAGAGAGAGAGAGAGAGAGAGAGAGAGAGAAAAGGAGAAGAGUCAAACUUUUGAAAAUCCCGGCCGCUCCAGUUUUUCCAAAUUCCUCAUCGCCCAAAUCCCCGCAAAUAUAUAAGACCCACCUCCGGAAUUCCUUCCUUCUUCAACACCCAGAUCCCAGUUUCUGCGCUUUCUUCCCCCAAUCUCUGCUCUGCCAUCGCCAUCGCCAUCGCCAUCGCCACCGCCACCGUCCUUCCUUGUUCCUCUCUCUCAUGGCAUGCCUCGGCCGUGGCCUGUAGAAAGAGGAGCAGUGUCUAUUCAGACGCGUCUCUGUUCAGUCAAUCUGGUCUCUUCUCGUAGCUGUUGUCCCGAUCUAUUCAUUCGAAGAAGCGACUUCGCUAAUUGUAGUACCUCCUUGUGUUCAAAUUGUGUAGUUUUCCCAUUCCCUGAGUUUCUGCUACGUUUUGAGGGUGUAUGGUGCACCGUUUCCCCCUGAAAUCCCCUGUUCCUUUCUCGAUCUUUCGACCCCUUUUUCUCUUGCCGUUUCCCCUCCCGUCUCCCGCUGCGAAUUUUCUCUGCUUUGUUCGCCCCCCUUUGAGCUCCCCCGUCUGGAUUUCUCCCGCGGAAUCUGAUGAUGGGUAUCCAGAGAGACAGGGUAAGAUUCAAUGUAGGCGGCAGGACAUUCGAGACGACCUCCACGACCCUCGCCAACGCCGGCCGCAAUUCCUUCUUCGGCGCGCUCUUCGAUGGAAACUGGAACUUGCAACCCAUGAAUUCGAACUCCGACCUCUUCAUCGAUAGGAACCCGGAUUGCUUUGCCGUCCUCCUCGAUCUUCUCCGCACCGGAGAGCUUUACAUCCCUCCAACUGUGCCAGAGAAAUUGCUGUGCAGGGAAGCGCAGUUUUACGGAGUUCUCGAUCAUGUCCGUGCGGCGAAGUGGGGCCAAUUCGAUGGGAAUCGGCUGCGGCUCUCGAGGUCAAUCACGGGCCCAGCGCCGGGAGAUGGGACGGCGAUAAGGGCGGGGCCCAACGGCGGUUGCUGCGUGGCUCAUGGUAGCAUGGUACAUGUUUAUGAUUGGAUGAUGGAAGAGCACCCGCCGAUCAAUCUUGAUUACCAGAGGGUUAACGAUGCCGGUUGGAUUGAUUCGGAGAGCCUAGUGAUCAGUGCUUGCGAGCGUUUGGGAACUGGGGAUGGAGGGAUGGGCUUGUUUAGCUCGUCCACAGGUGAAUUGAGGUACAAGUUUCAGGUGAGCCAUGAUAAUCAGAUCAAGAGCUACACUGCUGGAGCUUUGACCUUUAGCUCAGAUUACAAGAUCUUCUCGAGCUGCAAAGGGAGGAGCAAUGAGUACGGUGUGGGUGUUUGGGACCAGAUCACAGGGAAACAGAUUGAUUUCUUCUAUGAAUCGCCCGGUUGGUCGCUUGGGGAUGCUGAUAAGCUGCAAUGGCUAAAUGGGUACAACUGUUUGUUAGUUGCUACGCUGUUUCCUCGAAAGGAUAACUGUUACAUCAGUUUGUUGGACUUUAGGGAGAAGAACAUGGUGUGGUCUUGGUCGGAUAUUGGCGCGCCGAUAACCUUUGACGAGAAGCGAGUUAGGGAUGCGAUUGCGAUGGAGGGGAGCAAUUCGAUUUGCGUGGUGAACGAGUAUGAGGACCUAGGAUUUAUGGACUUGAGGAGUGCGGCCGGGAGUGUGAGGUGGAGCUCAAGAAGCCGGCUCAUGAACGGGAAGAUGUCGGAUGAGCCAUGUUACCCCAAAUUGGCAUUGCACGACGGGCAGUUAUUUUCGUCCAUGAGUGAUUGCAUUUCGGUUUUCAGCGGCCCUGACUGGGUUCUCACUUCGAGGCUUCGGAGAGGUCAGGGAGGUUCCAUUUGUGAUUUUUCGAUCGGCGGAGAUCGGCUCUUCGCAUUACAUAGCGAGGAGAAUGUGUUCGAUAUAUGGGAGACUCCGCCUACAUCAGUUCUAUGAUAUACAUUAUACAGAGUCAGUCAUGGUGGUGUUUUGUUUUGGGGUCGGUUCCAUCUGUGAUGAUUAUAAGUUUCUUCUGCUCUAGAUCAUAGAAAAGGAUUUGCAGUUUUUUUCCCCCUAGGUUAGAGGAUAGUCAAUUUUCUUCAUAAAUUUGAAGUUUGAUCCUUUUUUCCCCUUUCCUUUUUGGGUUUAACAGUUUUUGUAUGAGAUUGAUACCUAACAGCUACAUAACCAGAUAUAUCUGGAUUGAGUUUGUACAGAACAUUGCCUAUUGGCAGAGUGAAUUAAAGUUGUUUGCCCAUUUCUGGGCUUAUGCAUA